GAGUGAGAUGUUUUCUCGGAUCAUUCACAUUAUUUAAUUGUAACGUUUUUGCGAGUUAUCAAAGUUACAAGGCUUUGUCUCAAAAGAAUGCUAAAGAAUCAGCUAGAUGGUUAAUGUAUUGGUGCGUGAUGGCAGCCUUCCUCUCAUUGGAAAAUAUCUUCUACUUUGUAUUAUAUUCACUAGUACCUUUUUAUCCGGAAAUCAAAGUAGUUUCUCUUUUGAUUUUAGUAGUUUCAAACUAUGCACCAAUCUAUGUUUUACAUCAAUGGGUUAUUCCAAAAUUAGAGAGUUUAAAUAUUCCUUAUUACGUUAAUCAUGUAUUCGUAAAUCAUGCAGUGACUUACCUUACAUAUGGAAUUAGAUUCAUUUUCAGUAAAUUAGCAAAGAAGAGUGCUCAAUUGAAUAGAGAUAAUUUGGAACAAUUGGAUUCAAUGAUUGGAGCUAUUGAUGAUAUUUCAUAUGAAUUGAAAAAGAUUAGAAAAGAAACUCAAAGAUUACAUCAACGUGGAAGUUCUAAUAGUUCAAGUGGAAAAGUUCUAACAUCCACUACCAGUUCUGAUGCCUUAAGAAGAGUAAGCUUGGGAAUUGGUGAUUUAAUAUCUAACUCCUCCCUGAUUAGUUCAACCACACAUUAAGAGUGAGUGGUUACAGAAACAAUCAUUCACAUAAAGAUAUCUUCCCCUUUUUGAAUAAU
Messenger RNA from Naegleria gruberi, 694 nucleotides. RefSeq lists its product as uncharacterized. The record is from RefSeq and is a predicted model, not a curated record. The transcript has 2 exons. Bases 114 to 635 code for a protein of 173 amino acids. NCBI's taxonomy places the organism in Eukaryota, Heterolobosea, Eutetramitea, Acrasida, Naegleriidae.